CGCAAAUUGCCCGCGUCGACCAAGAUGGCAAGCGAACCAACAUGGGUCGUCGUGUUGUCCAGCCUCCGCGCGACGGACCUGCCGAUUGCCGAUCCGUCCUUUAUGGGAGGAAGCAGCGAUCCGUACCUUACCUUUAUGUGCUUGGAACAAGUCAAGGCAACGUCAUGCUUGCCAUCGACUCUCAACCCGGUGUGGGUCGAAGAGAAGUUCCAGUUUGAAUUGCGAGGGAACCGCUUGAACGAGUCGACAUCUCUCGUCGUUAAGGUGUGGGACAGUGAUGUGGUGUCGGCAGAUGACUUGAUCGGGUCGGUUGAGAUCCCUUUGGGGUCCAUUCAACGAGGCCGCCAACCGAACGCCGACGUGUCGACGUUUCCAAUCGUGCUUCAACCCGAAUUCACCAAACAACGGGUAUCUCCGCAGCUCCAUGUGAAGAUUGAUAUCCUGUCGGAAGCUGAAUCUUUGGACGAGAUCACGCACGAAGUGUGGGAGAACGAGCGAGCCAGCCGCGGCCUUACAGGCACCACCUGGAGCAAAGCGAACCUUCAAGCUAACGAACGCAAGCACUGGAGCACGGACAAUGGUCGCAUCUCAUCCGACAAAUUCGACGCGAUCACACCGGCGGUGCCGAAAGGGUACUCUGCAGGCUCGUGGCACUACGUAAAGGCCCUGGGCGACGACGAUGGGUGGGUGUACGCGACUUCAUUCAACGGACCAUGGUACAAAAAGCAAGGCAUGCGCACGACGGUGCGGCGGCGACGGUGGCUGAACUCGUUCGUCAAGGAGCCCGAGAUGCAGGAAAAUGAGUUUUAAGAGAGUCCCACAACAGGCAGUCGGGUCUCGACCCUUGUACGACCCACUUCAUCCUAUCUGAGCGGGUUGUUCGUCCGUCGAUGAUGGUUCCUUCUUCUAUCCCUUCAUCGAGGAGAGCCAUCCAAGGGCGUCAAAACCACCAACGCCUGAGAUCCCGAGCUCGGGUCGCUCUUGUGUUUCAGUGGCUGCUAACAGGAGCGACCCCCACCACGUAAACAAGUGCCCCGUGCAAUCGAUUGAAUAGUAACUGUUCAGUGGAGCACGACCGGGCUGGCUGUACGAACCGAGACCUCUACAGUGCACUCUUUUCUGCUCAUCACCUUCCAGCGACCAGACAAGUACAACCACCGUGAGCCCAGGAUCUUCGACGACGGAGAUUCCCUCUCUUUGCCCUCCUGUGCUUGCCGUGGUCGGCCUCCCUCUUCCCCAACUGUUGAUUCCACAGACGACCAUGGCCACAUGUUUUGCGCCUGGUGCACGUGACAAGGCCAACGAUCGACUCCCUUGCUCCUCUUUCGCGUCGUAAGGUUGACCAUAGAGAGAGCGCUCGUCGCACCAGGCCGUCGGCGACUUAAGCCAGAGAAGAUUUUUGUC
This is a messenger RNA of Aphanomyces invadans, 1404 nucleotides long. RefSeq lists its product as hypothetical. The transcript has a single exon. Lineage: Eukaryota; Oomycota; Saprolegniomycetes; Saprolegniales; Verrucalvaceae. The coding region runs from base 25 to 810 and encodes 261 amino acids. The record is from RefSeq and is a predicted model, not a curated record.